AUGUUCAAAUUCGUGGUUUUCACUGCUCUCGUGGCUUGCGCCAUCGCCGCUCCAGCCCCAGGAGGUUUGCUGGUGCCAGCCGCUCCAGUGGUAGCGGCGGCUCCGGUGGUUCCAGUGGCAACCAGUUACGCCAGCAGCUACUCCAACACCUACCGUGCACCUGUGGUCAAGGCCGCCCCAAUUGUUCACGCUGCUCCAGUUGUCCAUGCCGCUCCAGUCCUCGUUAAGACGGCGCCAGUGGUCCACGCCGCCCCCGUUGUCGCAGCUCCAGCCCUCGUCAAGGCGCCGCUGAUCCACACCCCCGUGUACCACGCUCCAGCCAUCGUCAAAACUCCACUCAUCCACACCCCGGUCCUCGCUGCUCCAACUGUCAUCAAAACUGUGCAACCUGUUGCCCUCGUCCACUGA
Messenger RNA from Diachasma alloeum, 408 nucleotides. Its product is annotated as A-kinase anchor protein 14-like. NCBI's taxonomy places the organism in Eukaryota, Metazoa, Arthropoda, Insecta, Hymenoptera, Braconidae. The record is from RefSeq and is a predicted model, not a curated record. The coding region runs from base 1 to 408 and encodes 135 amino acids. The transcript has a single exon.